AUGCCAGCCCUGGAGCUUCCAGUGGGCGAUCAACCGGGCUGGGAAUGCAACGAAGAGAAUCAAUCGUCUCUCAAAACCGUAGCUGAAAGGCAAGCAGGCCCCGGUGUUGUCUUAUGUGCCCUUCGCCAAUCAAGAGAUCGUCUUAUCUUCAAGACUUUCCCGAGAUUCACUAGCCGACCUGGCAAGAUACCCCCACCCCCCUCUCAUACCCUCCAGCGACGCGCAAGGUGCAACGUUGAGAUUGGCCCCCAUUCCUUCGACGAUGUUGCCUUCUACGAAGUUCAUUACCAGGACCAAUUCCCAACAUUAUCUUAUAAUGGUCCAUCACCCGUUCCCUUGAGCCUUCGCGCCUCGAGUACAGCGGCUCCAGCACCGAAUCCUGCUUACGACCCGCAAAGCUGGAAGACAUCCCCCUACCCUGAUCAUGCCUUGCUGACUAUGUCGGCUGGGCAGCUCAAGCGCGCAUAUGAGGUACCUGAUGCCGCCGACAACCAUGACGGACCGACUGCACUCCCAUCUGCAAGCCCGUCUCGUGCGACCAGCUCGCUACCUGCGCCUGCUGAGAAUCCCAUGUCCCCAGCGUCCCAACCCACAGGAAUCACUCAGUCUCUCAUCCACCAAGUCGCUGCUGCUGCAGCGUGCGAUGAACAUCUGGGCAAUAUCGUUGCUGCCGCAUCACAGGGUACAGCGACCCCCGACCAACUACGAGAGCUCAGCAAAGCCGUGAGGGAGCUCAAGCGUGCAUCUCCCGCAUCUUCUGCACCCGGACCACCACCUCCCAACCGUCCUCAGGACUCUAUGCAAACACGAUAUCCUCCUGUACCACAAUCGCCUCAACCCCAGCAGCCCGUGCCCCAAGUAAUGUCCACUCAGUCGAUACAUGCAACGCAACCUUUGGUCAGGGAAUUUGACAUUGCGAUUGAGUUUAGCGAGGCCAUAGGCGAGAGGUUUAUUGUCCCUCGGGGACCUACGGUCUGUAAAUUGUUGUCACAAAGUUCUACGUCCGCUGGUAUGACAUACGACAUCGAGCUCACGGUUACGACGAUACCAAACGAAUCCGACGCGCCCCAGCUCGUUGUGCUGCACUUGACGGAAGCCCCGAGCGCUCUGUGGGAUACGGUGCGGCGUUGGGCCGGCGACGAGAUCACCCAAGAGAGGAAUAAAGCCAUUGUCGAGCAGAUGAAGCAGAAACCGCCAUGCUUUCUAGCCCACCAGCUCAAGAAGAACGACACCCUCUUAUCUCGCAUUCAAUCAUCUAUUAACGCCAAUUCCACGUACCCCAUGAGGAACAUAGCAUGGGAUCAGAACUUUGGACGCGCCAAGCGCCAGCGAGUGCAGGAAAGACCUGUUACAAGUACGAGGCCAGACACCACCGAGUUUGUUCGAGGGCAGCGGGACCCGUUUGGGAUGUAUACACCUCCUGGCGACAAUCCGGCCUUUGCGAACGAACCCGCAUUCUGGAAAGCCUCUACGGUUCACCAAAGCGCCCGAUCUCAGGAAAAGCGUAAGACCAACGCCGCCAUCGCCUUGGCCGACAUUCAGCGUGGGCCACCACAGGGUAAAAGCAGCGCUCCGCCAACUACACCGCCCACUCCCGCUCCUGCUGUGCCCGUCUCCGAGGUGAUCACGCUGGUGCGACCAUACGAGCAGAGCGCGAAUUCUCAUCGCCCCGGUGACUACCAUAACUCUGCCUCCAAGGUCGUAAUGCACGUCAGCCCUCGGCGAUUUCAAGGUGCGCCCGAAAGUACGCGGGAAACUGGUCCAGUAGGUGAAGCACGAGCUCCUCCGACCGCGCCGUAUGCGGCGUCUUCUUCGACAUCCCACCCCGCCCUGCACCAAACGGCCGACGCAUCGCAGUCUCUUUCGCCGAAUUCCCCAAACCCAGCUUCGUCGAGCGCUGCGCCGCCUGCGAAGCGCCAGCGCCGGGAUGACGCAGCGAGAAUUAACCUGUCGCAGACUUCUCCUAUCUGCUGCUUCUCCUGCCAGCGGACCAAUGUUCCUCUCAUCAUGGCUGGCCGAUUCUGCCGCCAGUGCGUUGAGUCUGGCCGCGCGGUAAACGACAUCCCGCCCGAACCGAAGUACAUCUACUCCACACCAGCCACCUAUGCUGCUCAGGCGUCUGCUGGCUUACGUUCGGCGGGCUCUGGUGAAGCUCAGAGUCAGAUAUAUGGCGGAAAGUCCCGACCCCCACCGCGGGAGCGCGCCAUUCCAGCAUCACCGGCGUCCGCUUCUUUGCAUGCAGAAGAUCACGAUCGCAGCAGGGGAGGAUCUUCGUCGGUCGUUCCGGUAUCGCAUGUGGAUGCCAGCCAUAGAGCUACCCCUCGCCUGGGCUCUGGCGUCGAGUCUUAUGACCAGGGCGUACCCUCUAGCGGUCCCGCCUGACUUCUAUGACUUCUAUUCGAAUGACCAGCGAUGCUUGACGACUCCCGCUUGUUCACUUCGUCCCACCGCAAGCCCGCCCCCUACUCAAAACACAUCAAGGGUACUCUUAGCGAGGGGAGAUGGGAGGAUGAAGAAAUUCGAUAACGCCCCAACCCUGACUUCGCCAUAAUUGCUCCCCUCGCAAAUCGAACAUACCCACCUCCGGGACCUGCCGCGAAGCACUUCGGAUUCUCAGCCUAAAAUUGAGGGGUGGCGAGGCUGCCCAGGACCAAUCCAGGACCGUCCAUCGAGACGUAAAUCCAUCAAGUCUUUCCAGUGCAGGGGGCAGGACGUAAACGGUGCGGUCAGCCAUGAGAUGGCGAUCUCGCUUGCGGCAGAUAUGGCUCGCGGGCCACGAGCCGCCGGGACCGGCGGCAGCGAGGAUGGCUGGUGAUCGUGACUCCUGGUUAAGGA
Molecule: messenger RNA, 2835 nt
Organism: Schizophyllum commune H4-8
Lineage: Eukaryota; Fungi; Basidiomycota; Agaricomycetes; Agaricales; Schizophyllaceae
Exons: 6
Coding region: 1-2382 (793 amino acids)
Source: RefSeq, a predicted model, not a curated record